Molecule: messenger RNA, 652 nt
Organism: Stegostoma tigrinum
Lineage: Eukaryota; Metazoa; Chordata; Chondrichthyes; Orectolobiformes; Stegostomatidae
Gene: btbd16
Product: BTB (POZ) domain containing 16
Exons: 6
Coding region: 16-603 (195 amino acids)
Source: RefSeq, a predicted model, not a curated record
UGUAGACCUACAGCAAUGUGGUUGAAUCUCAUCUGCCCUCUGGCUCGACAGAUUGAGGAGCUGCAGCAGAUUAAUUUGUUACCACGGGACUGGCUGCUGUACAUUGUCAUCCACAGUUACUAUGCACUACAACAUGGGGGAGAUGUGCCAUGUCUGAAAUACGUUCCCUCUGAAGCAGUCCGGUUUGGCUUCAUCAUUACAGAGGAGCCCUGGUACCGGUCGGAAAUUGUUUCACACUGUGGAUUUUAUUUUGAACUCAAAGCUAUUCAAGAAAAGAAAGGUUCCAGUUACAGUUUUUUCAUGCAGAGAAUAAAUCCGGCAGAUUCGAGUUUGCCUUUUGGAAUUACUGAACACAAAGCCUUUAGUUUGCGACAUGAACGUGAUGUGAAAUAUGAAAUUCAAGUACAGGCUUUGGUCGAUGAAGAAUGGCAAGUCUUUAGUACUGGCUACAUAUGCCAGAGAUUUGGCACCACCAAAAAGUCCAGCCAAAGUCAGGUUCUACUGGUGGCUGGACUGACAAUGCCUGUUUAUGCGACCUUUGCUCUUUUUUUCCCUGUAUCUUUCAAAGGAACAGAAAACAAACUAUCCAGAAGUAUGUUGUAAAAUGAGUGAAUGGAACGCCAUUAUUAGGAACAAUUAUUUGUCUCAAAAA